This is a messenger RNA of Saprolegnia parasitica CBS 223.65, 1497 nucleotides long. RefSeq lists its product as hypothetical. The transcript is spliced from 2 exons. The record is from RefSeq and is a predicted model, not a curated record. The coding region runs from base 1 to 1497 and encodes 498 amino acids. Lineage: Eukaryota; Oomycota; Saprolegniomycetes; Saprolegniales; Saprolegniaceae.
AUGCAGACGCCAGAGUCGCAGGUCGAGAUGGGCAUGCCGCCUGCAUCUGCCUCGCCGACCUUUCUCCAGCGCGCCAAGGACUGGGCCAUCGGCCACAAGAAGAUUGUAAGCGCCCUUGGCGCCGUUGCCAUGAUUGGCACCGUCCUCGCGGUCGUGACCGCCAGCCCCAGCGUGGACAGCGCCACCGGUGUUUCGACCGGUGCGAACGGCGCCGGUAUCUGCUACGAUUCGACGGAGAACCCGGCGGACCUCGAGCGCCAUUUUGGCUUGAUCAAGCAAAAGUACUCGUCCGUGCGCACGUAUCAAGUGACGUACGGUGGCAAGAACAUGAUCGACGCGGCCGCCAAAGCCGGCCUCUCGAUUGCUGUUGGUGUCUGGAUCGAAGGCGGCAACUGGGACAAGGAGCUCCAAGCCGCAAUUGAUGGCACGAAGCGCCAUCCGGGCAGCGUCAAGGCCAUCUACAUUGGCAACGAAGAGCUCCACAAGGGCUGGGGCGCCGGUGCCGUCGUCGACGCCAUCAACAAGGGCAAGUCUGCGAUCCGGGCCGCGGGCCUCAACGUGCCCGUUGGUACCGUCCAGAUCGACGGUGAUUUCUUGCGCAACCCGCAGGUCGCGGAUGCGUGCGACUCGAUCGGUGUCAACAUCUACCCGUUCUUCAGCGGCCCCGAGUCGAUCACCAACCCGAUGGGCGAUUUGAACGCGCGCUGGAGUGCGAUCACUAAGAAGUGGGGCGGCAAGGCUCGCAUCACGGAGACAGGGUGGCCUUCGACCGGCGGCUCGUACAACGGCCACCACUCGACGUACGACAACGCCAAGAGCUACUUUGACAAGUUCAACGACUGGGCUGGCUCGAACGGCGGCGACACGACCUACUACUUUAUGUUCAAGGACGUCCCCAACAAGGGCGGCUACGAGACCCACUUUGGUGUCAUGGACGGCAACGGCAACUGGAACCCGACGCCGAGUCCGACACCAGAGCCGACGACGGCGACACCGGAGCCCACUACCGUGACGCCCGAGCCCACGACAAUCGAAGUCGCAUUCAACGGCUCGUCGUCCAGCAACGGCACGGCUCCGUCAAACAACUCAACGGGAUCUUCCAACUCGUCCUCGAACGGUGAAGAAGAUUCGCUGCUUGGUACGCCGGUGACGCUUGUUCCGUCGUCGGGUAGUACGCCUGGUGGUGCCUCGGGUGCUACUCCUGGUACUCCCGGUACGGGUGGUACGGGUGCGACCAAGGCCGGCGGCCAGGAGACGCUCAACCAGAACAACGCCAACACGGGCGCCGCCGAUGACUCGAACGGCAGCAAGUCGGCGGUCUCGUACGUUCUCGGAGGCAUGGCGCUCGUCGGUGUCGCGGCCGUCACGGUGCUCGUCGUCAACAACCGCCGCAAGAACCGCCUCCUCGAAGACGAGAAGGACAUCUUCAUGUCGACCCGCGACGAUAGCAUGAUGGCCGUGCUCCAGACGCGCAAGAGUGCCAUUGCCGUUUUGUAA